AUGCUGGCCACGGCUGUCCUCGGCGGCGCGGGAUGGACGUAUUUGGGCGAGGAUGCGUGGUCUCGGGCGUCGUUUGUCCAGGCGGCCGCGGUGCUGCUGCUGGCGCAGGUGUUUGUGUAUCACGGCAUCUGGUCGUUGUUUGUGUAUCCCUUUUGGUUCUCGCCGCUGCGGCAUCUGCCCACGGCGUCCGGCGGCCACUGGCUGUUGGGCCACGGGAAGAAGAUCUUGGCCGCUAAGCCUGCUGUGUUGUUCAGAGAGUGGGCUUUGAAUAUCCCCAACGAUGGGCUCAUUCGCUACUACUGGCUCCUCAACCGCGAGCGUCUACUCAUCACCUCUCCGAAGGCCCUGGCCGAGGUACUCGUAACAAACAAUUACGCUUUCCAGAAACCCGAGAAUGUCAGAUCCAUGCUCGGCCGUGUUCUGGGCUAUGGCGUGCUGUUGGCCGAGGGAGACGAGCACAAGCGCCAGCGUCGCAACUUGAUGCCGGCCUUUGCGUUCCGACACAUCAAGGAUCUGUAUCCCGUCUUCUGGGACAAGGCGCGGGAGGUGGUCCAGGCCAUGACGACUGAAUGCGGCAAGCUCGGAGAGGCAGAGUUCGAGGCCGGCGAGUGGGCGUCCAGAGUCACCCUCGACAUCAUUGGCGUCGCCGGCCUCGGCAGAGACUUUCACGCGAUCCAGGAUGACAACAGCGACAUUGUCCAGACGUACAAGUUUCUGUUCAAGCCUAGGCCGCCGGCCAAGUUCCUGGUGUUCCUGGCAACUCUGGUGCCCACAUGGCUGCUUCAACGACUACCUCUGGAGCGAAACAGGGCUAUCGAUGGGGCGGCCCAAAAGAUCAAGUCCGUGUGCCGGGAUCUCAUCCGAGAGAAGAGAGAAAAGAUGAUGGCUCACAAGGGGCGCACGGAUGUGGACAUUCUCUCCGUGGCGAUUGAGAGCGGCCAGUUCACCGACGAAAACCUGGUUGAUCAGCUCAUGACGUUCCUGGCCGCCGGCCAUGAGACGACGUCGACGGCGCUGACGUGGGCCAUCUAUGAGCUCAGCCGCUCGCCCGAGAUGCAGACGCGGCUGCGCAACGAGAUUCGGGAGAAGCUGCCUUCUACGGACGAUGCCGAGGCCAAGAUUACGAGCCUGGACAUUGAUCACAUGCCGUACCUCAACGCGGUGUGCAACGAGUCGCUACGAUUCUUCAGCCCUGUUCCUAUGACCAUUCGCGAGGCUGCUCACGAUACCACCAUCCAGGGGGUGCCCGUCAAGAAGGGCACUCGGCUCACCAUCUCGCCCUAUGCCGUCAACGCGGACCCGAAACUCUGGGGCUCGGAUGCUUCUCAGUUCAACCCGGACCGGUGGAUUUCUGCGGAGGGAGUUUCUGACGAGAGCAACAAGAGAGCUGCGAGCGGCGGUGCUGAGAGUAACUAUGCGUUCCUGUCGUUCCUACAUGGGCCGCGUAGUUGUAUCGGCAUGGGGUUUGCCAAGGGGGAGUUUGCGUGUCUCUUGGCGGCUUGGAUUGGCAGGUUUGAAUUUGAGCUGGUGAAUAAAGAGGAGAUGGACUUGGACAAGAUUGAUAUCAGGGGCGGAGUGACGGCGAAGCCGGCGAAUGGAUUGUAUGUGAAGGCUAAGGUGGUGCCUGGAUACUAA
Molecule: messenger RNA, 1635 nt
Organism: Trichoderma harzianum CBS 226.95
Lineage: Eukaryota; Fungi; Ascomycota; Sordariomycetes; Hypocreales; Hypocreaceae
Exons: 2
Coding region: 1-1635 (544 amino acids)
Molecular function (GO): heme binding; oxidoreductase activity, acting on paired donors, with incorporation or reduction of molecular oxygen; monooxygenase activity
Source: RefSeq, a predicted model, not a curated record